Blepharisma stoltei is the source of this 459-nucleotide messenger RNA. The record is from the annotation of a GenBank genome assembly. Lineage: Eukaryota; Ciliophora; Heterotrichea; Heterotrichida; Blepharismidae.
AUGCAAAAUGAUGUGAGAAUUAUCCAAUUGUACGGAAGAAAUAAAACGCCUGUUGAAGGCUUAUCUCCAAGAAGAAAAAGAAGCUAUAAGAUCACAGCAAAUGCCAAGCUUUGUAAAACAUCAAAACCUGUGACUCCUAUAACAUCAAGAUCACCGAUCUAUCCAACUUCAGAUGAAAAUCGAUAUUUAUCCCCGUCACUCUUCAGGUGUGGUGAAUUAUUAAUUCCUAUAAUUUCUUCCCCACAAGUUCAGAAGUCAAAUGCACAAAUUGUAAAAAAAUUGCAAUCAUUUAAAAAAAUUGGAUAUCAAACUUCUAAAAAUAUUAGAAAAGAUGCACGAAAUGAUAUUAGUAUUGCAUCGUUUAGAGUCAAGCAUUCAACAUCAAGAAUUAAGCAGCUUCUGGAUGCGAAAACGUUGAUAUCACAAAAUGAAAUAUUAAGCACUGCAUCAAAUUAUUAA